AUGUCUGUGUCUGGCAACUGUUGCCGCAGCUGCUGCUCACACAUGUUGCAAAGCGGAGUGUCUCAGACCAACUGUGUGAUGCUUGCCUUGAUGUGGCUGCUGACAUCUUCGAUGGCCAUCGCUGCAAGCGGCAUAGACUUGUUGCCUUACGGAACGGAAACAGGCGAUGUACGCAUGGCGCGGAUGGACGACGGUAGCUCUACUGCGGUCUCCCUGCUUAUCGACCUUCCUUUCUUCGGGAAUCGUUUUUCCGAGCUUUGGGUGAACACCAAUGGGAUCAUCUCUUUCACGCGGGAGAUCACGUGGUUCACGCCUUCCUCAUUUCCUCUCGAUGGCGGGGUGCCUGUGGUGUCCCCAUUCUGGGCAGAUAUUGACAUCACCCGGCACGGGGACAUCUUCUAUCGCGAGACCGUGGAUCCCGAUGUCGUGACAGCAGCACAACGCAUAGUUGAUGUGCACGCACCAAUGUUUCGAGGAUUCGCCAUUGAAGUUGCCUUUGUUGCUACCUGGUUUGAUGUGGCCGCAUUCGGUGUUGACAGCAGUAUCCGAAAUACCUUCCAGUGCGUCCUUGUGACAGAUGGCCAGCAGACUUUGGCACUCUUCUUAUAUGGUGACAUCAUGUGGACGACAGGGACAGCAAGCGGUGGUAACCACUUAGGCUUGGGCGGCGUCCCGGCUCAAGUGGGGUUUGAUGCUGGAGACGGCCAGCGAUUCUUCGCGGUUCCAGAGUCUCAGACGCCCGCGGUAGUGAAUGUGUCAUCGCUUUCAAACGUUGGCUCUCCUGGCCUCUUCGUCUACCGGGUUGAUGGUUCCGCUUUUGGAAGCAGCGAGGCCAACAGCACGUGCAAUGGGGCUCUCGGAGUAUCACCCUUGUACGAUUCACCCGCCGGUGGCUCCGAGCUUUCCUUGCAGACGAUCGACGAUUGCUUCAACGUGACCAUGCUCGAUGCAAGAUGUGUCUUCAUCAUCGGCGACUACCGGGAGGCCGUGCCGGCAGCAGUCACAAGCCCCACAACUGUUCGCUGCAUAGCCCCACCGGUUGGGACAUUCGGCCGGGCAAAGUUGGGGUUGUCAUUGGAUGGUGACGCCAUUAGCAUGAAUACGACGUUCUACUACCUGCCACAAAUUCAACCCACAGCACAGAUGACCAUUGGGGAUGACCCCGCGGGAAGUUUCCAGGUCAUUGCUUCGAAAGAUGACUUCAUGAACAUCACGUGGGGGCCGAGUUCUGAUGGCACAGCUGCCAUGGACUUGCUGGCCAUCAGCUACUUCGACAAUGCAGAGAUUGAAGCAUUCUACUUGUUGGCCAGAGGCAUUCCUGACACCGGAGCCUUGCAGAUUAGCACAAGCAACCUUAGCGCUGCAAUGUCGAAUGCAAUGGAGGCGAAUGGCACCCGCACUCUAGCCUUUCGACUCCUUCUUUUGCCGGCGAUGGGUCUAGGUCUGGAGCGGCGGCUGAUGCUCCCAUUUCUGGCUGGAGCGCUUGUGACCACUGCCGUGCGCAUCACGAAGGCCACAGCGUAUCGAGCCAUGGCGGCCAUGGCGCGGUGGAACCCAGACAGGGUUGUUGACAACGUGGUCAGAUUUCCCUUUCACACGAUACCGACUGUCCUGGCCCUUCCAGGACAGGUGUCGGACGUUUGGAGGAGCACUUGGGACAACUGGCUGCGACACGAUGACUGGGGAGAGUUCCCAUGCAUUCCUUGCACACGAGAUCUCGCUGAGGAUCACCCAGACUGGGUGGUAGACAACAGCUGCCGGUCUGCGGAAGAUUGUCGCUACCAUCCUGGCAGUGAGAUUUGCUACAGAACUCGACAGCCCAAUGAUCGUGGAGAGGGGGAACAGGUGUGCUACCUCAGUGAUGGGACUAUCAACACUGACCCGGCUGGAGCCGGAACUCGUGAUCGCUAUUGGGGCGGAGGGUCUCUGUGGGGCUGGGAAAAUGUGAAGCAUAUGGUAGCAGAUGGUCUCCCCUAUGGUAUCCUUUUGGCUACCGGAGACACGGACAUCUAUCGCAGACAUCGGCCAACCUAUCAACCUGGCGAUCCCUGCUGUGCAGAUCUGCCGCGACUGGCUGCAGCCCGUGGUGAUCCACACCUGGCCUCCUUCGACGGUCUGCUUUACAGCUUCAAUGGCUUGGGUGAGUUCUGGUUCCUGCAUAUGGAAAACGGACGACUGCUGGUGCAAGUGCGCAUGGAGAAGCCUCAAGACUCGGAUUCGGCCACCAUCCUCACCUCGGUGGUUCUAAAGACGCCGUCCAGCAAAGCCAUUCAGGUGGGUUUCCGAGGAGCUCAGCGGGAGACCUUGCAGGUGCUUGUAGAUGGCGAGGCACAGUUCUUCGAUGAGAUCUUAGACUCUCAGGACUUCGAGGGCGGCAUCUCAGUCGAGUUGCCAGUGGGCAGUCCUCCGAGGGCGACCAUCCGUGUUCUUGGGCUCCUCCAGUUAGACCUGACUGCGGCAGAUGGAUCCCUUAGCCUCUUGGCGCGAGCCUUUGCAGGGCUUUGGAAUUCCACAUCGGGGCUGGCGGGAAUCUACGAUGGCUUCCAGGACAACGACUUUUCUGCCAGGAAUGGGACUUUGCUGCCUACAAAUGCAUCACAGAGGCAGCUGCACUUUGACUUUGGCUUGUCAUGGAUGUUGACUGCGGACGAAACUCUGUUCACCUACAAGGGAACGCGGACUUUCGAGAGCCUUAGAAAUCCAGGCUUCACGCCAUUGUUCAUGGACGAGUUUGCUGAGUCAAAUGCAGCGAGCCCCAGUGAGAAGGAGAUUUGUGGAGAGAAUUUGGAAUGCCUUUUCGACCUUCGAGUCACAGGCAGCACCCAGAUUGCAGCUGCCACAGUAGAGCAGCAAGCUGAGUUUCAGCAUGUUGUUGAGGUCGUGCAGAGGUUGAGGACCACCUUCGAAAAUACGACAACCAGGACGACUACGACCGUGACGUCCGCAACUACGACCAGCAGUAGUACUCGCACAAGCAGCAGCAGCAGCCGCAGCAGCAGCAGCAGCGUCAGUACCAGCAGCAGCACUAGCACUUCCACAAGCCUGACGAGGACUUCGGAGACCAUCACGAUGACCACCGAAGCCUCGACCACUGCCAGCCAAACAGGUACCAGGACCCGAUCGCCCUCCACGACUUCCUUUCAAGUCCGGCCGGCUGCAUCCAUGGGGGUCUCGCUGAGAGCUCCCGUGCUGAGUUGGCUGUUCUACUGGCUUAGCUUCCCAAGGGGCAUGUGA
Symbiodinium natans is the source of this 3234-nucleotide messenger RNA. The record is from the annotation of a GenBank genome assembly. Lineage: Eukaryota; Dinophyceae; Suessiales; Symbiodiniaceae.